CGCCCGGCUCCUGCUGUGGCCCUCCGGCCCCCGGGGACCCCCACAAGGCACAGCUAACCGGGGGCCGCGGUGACAGGCCGCUCGGGGGCGGAGGGGCGAGCUCGGCCCUCGGCUCGGCGAGUCCCCGCCGCUCUGCGGGCAAUAAAGAAUGUUGAAAGGAGAACCAUUUUUGUGAUUUCCAAAUUAUUGAGCUGAUUGCUAUAAUGGAUGAUCAGCAAGCUUUGAACUCAAUCAUGCAAGAUUUGGCUGUCCUUCAUAAGGCUAGUCGACCAGCAUUAUCCUUACAGGAAACCAGAAAAGCAAAAUCUUCAUCACCCAAAAAACAGAAUGAUAUUCGAGUCAAAUUUGAGCAUAGAGGAGAAAAAAGAAUACUUCAGUUCACCAGACCAGUUAAACUAGAAGAUCUGAGGUCUAAGUCUAAAAUUGCCUUUGGACGGUCUAUGGAUCUAUAUUAUACCAACAAUGAGCUGGUAAUUCCAUUAACUACUCAAGAUGACUUAGACAAAGCUGUGGAACUGCUGGAUCGUAGUAUUCACAUGAAGAGUCUCAAGAUAUUACUUGUAAUAAAUGGAAGUAUACAGGAUACUAAUUUAGAACCAUUGCCAUCACCAGAAGAUUUGGAUAAUACAGCACUUGGAACAGAGAGGAAAAAACGGCUGUCUGUAGUAGGUCCCACUAAUAGGGAUAGAAGUUCCCCUCCCCCAGGAUACAUUCCAGAUGAACUGCAUCAGGUUGCUCGGAACGGGUCAUUCACUAGCAUCAACAGUGAAGGAGAAUUCAUCCCAGAGAGCAUGGACCAAAUGCUGGAUCCAUUAUCUUUAAGCAGUCCAGAAAAUUCUGGCUCAGGAAGUUGUCCAUCACUUGAUAGUCCUUUGGAUGGAGAGAGCUAUCCGAAAUCACGAAUGCCUAGGGCCCAGAGCUACCCAGAUAAUCAUCAGGAGUUUUCAGACUAUGAUAACCCUAUCUUUGAGAAGUUUGGAAAAGGAGGGACAUAUCCAAGAAGAUACCAUGUUUCAUAUAAUCAUCAAGAAUACAAUGACGGUCGUAAAACUUUUCCAAGAGCUAGAAGGACUCAGGGCACCAGCUUCCGGUCUCCUGUGAGUUUUAGUCCUACUGAUCACUCCUUAAGCACUAGUAGUGGAAGCAGUAUCUUCACCCCAGAGUAUGAUGACAGUCGAAUAAGAAGGAGGGGAAGUGACAUAGACAAUCCUACUUUGACUGUGAUGGACAUCAGCCCACCCAGCCGUUCACCUCGAGCUCCAACCAACUGGAGAUUGGGCAAACUACUUGGCCAAGGAGCUUUCGGUAGGGUCUACCUCUGUUAUGAUGUUGAUACCGGAAGAGAACUGGCCGUUAAACAAGUCCAUUUUGACCCUGAUAGCCCGGAGACCAGCAAGGAAGUAAAUGCACUUGAGUGUGAAAUUCAGUUAUUGAAAAACUUGCUGCAUGAACGAAUUGUUCAGUAUUAUGGCUGUUUGAGGGAUCCCCAGGAAAAAACACUUUCCAUCUUUAUGGAAUAUAUGCCAGGGGGUUCAAUUAAGGACCAACUAAAAGCAUAUGGAGCUCUUACUGAGAAUGUGACUAGGAAAUACACCCGUCAGAUUCUGGAGGGGGUCCAUUAUUUGCACAGUAAUAUGAUUGUCCAUAGAGAUAUCAAAGGAGCAAAUAUCUUACGGGAUUCAACAGGCAAUGUCAAACUAGGAGAUUUUGGUGCCAGCAAGCGGCUUCAGACCAUCUGUCUGUCAGGCACAGGAAUGAAGUCAGCCACAGGCACACCAUACUGGAUGAGUCCUGAAGUCAUUAGUGGAGAAGGCUAUGGCAGAAAAGCAGAUAUCUGGAGUGUAGCAUGUACUGUGGUAGAAAUGCUAACUGAAAAGCCACCUUGGGCUGAAUUUGAAGCAAUGGCUGCCAUCUUUAAGAUUGCCACUCAGCCAACAAACCCAAAGCUGCCACCUCAUGUCUCAGACUAUACUCGAGACUUCCUCAAACGGAUUUUUGUAGAGGCCAAGCUGAGACCGUCAGCCGAGGAGCUCUUACGGCACGUGUUUGUGCAUUAUCACUAGCAGCCAGCAGCCUCUCCUGUGCCUCCACCAGCUCCAUCUGCAAGUUCACCUUCUCUCUGACUGCACUUUUCUUUUUUUAUAAAAAAAGAGAGAUGGGGAGAAAAAGACAAGAGGGAAAUAUUUCUCUUGAUUCUUGGUUAAAUUUGUUUAAUAAUAAUAGUAACCUAAAUUUUUUAUAUUUAAUCUUUUUUCCCUUACAAGAACUUGAAAUGACGUCUUUUUUUUUUUUUUAAUUUUUAUAAUGUACUUACGUGGUUGAGAGAGACAAAGCACUUUAGUACAUAGUCACUCUUUUUAGUACAAACAAAUCAUUUGGAAUAUAUAAAGAUUGUAGUCUUUCCCUGUAUCACUGACAUAUUGGUGAUGGGAAGGCAUGGAAGAUAAGGACAAGAAAAUGAUGUACAAUUUGUAGAUUUUAGUGAUAGUAUUUAAAUAGAUCCUCAUUUGUAGGGUUGAGCCCUAAACUUGAGUUUAGGGUAGGUACUCAACUUAAAGAAUAUAGGUUCCUUCUUAUAUCUGUAUUCUUUAGAUCCUGACCUCUUGUCUACCAAGCUUUUUUGCUCAGUAGGAAUCUUAAAUAGAAGAAUCUGUAAGAGGUAUGUUUGUUAAUUUGAAGCAGUAUAAUAAGAAAAUACACUAUAAUAGGUCCAUGUUACUGGAAUCUAUAAACCUUGAGGGAUAGUUUUCUGCUUAAAAAAUGCUAUUUGUAUUUGAAAGCAGAUAUAGGAAGUCAGUGUGUAAAUUCAGCUAAAAGACAAAAGAAGAUUGCUCAUUAAAUGUGUGAGCAGUAAGAGACCAUAUUUGCCAGCAAGUAGAAAUAAUGCGAAAAAAGAACCAAGUGUUAUUUAGUGUAUUUUAAACAUUCUUUACUUGAGGGGGAAAGUCCCAAAAUUAAGGGAAUUAAGAAAUAAUAAAAAUUGUGUAUACUAUCUUCCUAUUUCUUGUUCCUGAUUUCCCAUAGGUAACAGUCUUUAGGAAUCAAAUUUCCAUGUUUUAAAGCUAGUGUCAUUUGAUAAAAUAAAACCCGUGUUCUUGGGAUCAUAGAAUACUGAACUAAAGGCACCUCAGAAGAGCAAACAUCAGGUAAAACAGUAAAAGGGGGGUGGAUAAUUUUAAUUUUACUUCACUUGUCAUUUGGCAAUGCCUGGAGACACUUUGUUGCCAUGACUGGAAAGAUACUACUGUCAUCUAGUGGGUAGAAGUUGGGGGUGCUGCUAAAUAGACUAUAGUAUAUGAGGAUCCCCCUCCCUAAGAAUUAUCCUGCCCCGGAUGUCAAAAGUGCCUAGGUUGAAAAACCCUGAUGUAACGGCCAGUCCUGAUUAUAAGCUGAAAGCAGUCAUUCACAAAGCAGUAAAGGCAAUUUCAGAGGGAAAAGAUGUAGUGUAAAUGAGGGUUUCAUAAGAGUGGAUAGAUAGCAGAUAGUCAGGAGCAGAUGAUCUCAACACACAGCAGAUAACAAAUCAGUUCUUUACCAGCUGCAUAUUUCGCCCAAUCACUGACUCUUCCAUUUUAGAAACAAUGAAUUUGUAUACUGAACCUUUUGAAUUUAGCAUCUCUGUAUAUUUUUUCCUUAAAGUCAGCUCAUCAUUGUGGGCCAAGAAAAGCAUAUGAAAACAAAGUGUUUACUACCAGCAAGAAGGUUAAAACACUGCCAGAUAUUUCCAAUGUAAGUAUCCACUUAGAGCCAGAUCAUAAAUGGAAAGGCUAAGCGGGGGAAGAUUCCACUGUAUCUAGUAGAAUUAUGAGCCUUGAAAAACAUGAGGGUUUCAGUAAUUUGGCCACUUGCUAAUUUUUCAGCAAAUUAAAUAAGUGCUAAGUACUUUAUUUUCAAAGGUUUAGAAAAUAAUGGUCUUCCGGGAUACCUUAAAUGUGAUACCUUUUAUCAUAAGGGAUUAAGAUAUUCUUACUUUUUGUUACAUGUUUUUUUAGGGAUUUUUAAAGUACUUUGUUUCUGAAGUUAUAUAGAUCUAGGUUCAUUCUGUCAAGAUCCUACCUGACAUUCCCUAUAAUCAUAAUUGAAAUUACACUAGUCUGAGAGUCAAAGCACAAAAUUAGUUAACACUUCUCCCAUACACUGAAAAUCAAGGGAAGCCCUUUACAAAGAGCAAGCAUCAGGUACCUCUCGCCUUAGCAGAUCAACUGCCUAAUCUUAUGCUGGAAACCUAAUUCCCAAGAGUGUGAGUCUAUUAUAAUUUCUUUAUCUUUUAUGAGUGAGGGCGUCUUUUCUACUUGAGCAAGAUCAUGGUAUCUGGACCACAACCAUUUUCCUUUUGCUUGUGUCUCUGGUGUGGUUGUGCUUUCUCUUUGGCUCAGUUUUGAUCUGUCAAGUAAUAGCAGUGCAGAAGAGAGACAAAUGUGCUUCAGAGAGAUAUCUGCAGAGAUGGAAACUCAAAGCAAAUUGUUAGCUUUUUCAGUCUCUUUCUGAAUUCUAUAGAAAAUGAAGGCAUCUGAAAAGCAACUACUACUUUAACACUGCUGUGGAAUACUUUUGCUUUAUAAGAAAAAUACAAUUAGCUAUUGGAAAAUAAUGUUCUUUAUGUAAAGACUUAAAAAUAGACUAAUAGUUUGCAGUUAUAUAUAUAGACUAUAAUGUGAAUUUAUUUUAGACCAGUUUCGUGAAGGUACCAAAAACCACAGCAAAAGUUCAUAUAUUAAAAAAAAAUGUACUAGAACACAAAAGCUUGAAGUAGGGUAGGGGACAUGGAAGACCAAUAGUAAAUGUACAAAAGAAUAUUUUGAAAGGAAACCUAUUAUCAAAGGAAGUAAAAUAUUCUCCAUUUUUUUGUCUAAUAAUGAUAUGAAUUAACAAAUGAAGUUUGAACUUUUAAAAAUGUCAACAUAUUUUUUUUUUUAAUGCACAGCUGAUUUUUGGGGUACUGUAAUGUUUCUUUUCUGGGGCUGGAAAAUGGCCAGACUGCUGACUUUGUGCCUUUAAAAUGUAUCCUGCUUUGCCAGUGGCAGACUUUGGUGCUGGAGAAGAUUCACUGUAGCAGUCUGAGAUGUGUUUUCAGGAAAGACCUUUCUAUCUAGGCCUUGAGAGGUACAAAGUCCAUGACUUCAGAUUGGGCCAAGUAUUGGAAACAAAAGUGGUUGAAUAAAAGAGUUGAAAAAUAUCAUCAUAAUCAUGGAAAUUUUGAUGGAUUAGUAACUCUUUAAAAUUUAUUAGUGUUAUGCAGAAUUUGAAAUUUUCAGAAUGAGUGUCUUGAAAAUUUUCAGCACUUUUCCUUGUUUACAAAAUGUUUCUAAUUUUAAAAACAUCUAAGACUGUUGCCUUAGAAAGUUUUAAGAGGCUCAAUUACCCAUCUAUAACAUAUGAAAAACUGAAUAUUAUUGCACAUGAUGAAGUAUAAGAGAAAUUAAAACUUGUAUUUCAAAACAUUAAAUUGACGUUGAUUUGAGAGUCUUUACCUUAUUCCCAAUAGAAAUUACAUAAAAAGCGUAAAAGUACAACUCUAGAAUAGCUUUCUGCUACUCAGUUCUGACAUUGGUCAGAUGUGAUCUGUACUGUUUAUGAGACAGAGUUGUAAGAUAUGUGAAAUCACUAAGAAAAUCAAACCAAACCAAAAUAGGUAGGCAGGAUGACCUAGCCUGAUGCAUGGCAUUCAUGCCAGUGGUUUCAUUUGUUGUCUGGGAACCAAUACCUUUACAUAAAUUUAGCUAAAGUCAGUCAAAUAUACAAAUCUCUGUCUUCUUUCAUUUCAGUUUGUAUUUUUGGACUCAGGAUUCUCACUAUGUGUUCCAGGCUGGCCUGGAAGUUGAAGUGCUCCUGCCUCCACCUCUCAGUUGUUGGGAAAAUAGGUACAUGCCACCACAUCUAGCUUUGUCCAUUUUCUUUAAAAUUGAAUCAAUGUUUUUCAUUUGCUUAUUCAAUAAUUGUGACAAAUUAGCAUUCUUCAGGAAGUCACAGUCUAGGAAGAACAUGUGCAGACAGUUAUUUUAUGGCAUACCCUAACUGAAAAUUUAGCUGUGAUAUUUGAAAUACUGAUUUUUUUUUUUAAUGUGAAAUAAUGAGAAAGCAGUUUUGGGUACUGGGUUUUUUAAACUCCAAAAACAUCAACAAGAAGGAUUAGUAUAAGAAUGUCUGCACAUUAAGAGGGACACCCCCAUGCCAGAUCAGAUGGCUUCUCAGUCCCCCCCCCCCAUUACACAGCACAGCCCCAAGAUAAGCCCAGGAAAAAGAAGCAUUUAUUCCUUAACAGUGUUGUGGUGUUCCCCCUAACCCCAAGUGCUUCUUUUAAAAGAAAAAAAACUUUCAUUUGGUUUAAGGUAUGGAAAUACCGAAAAUAUUUAAUACAGGUUGACCUCUUGUCAAGUGUUUUUUAUACUAAGAUCAGAACAACUUUUUGAGAUUGUAUUAUCAUUAAAUUUGAUGAUGAUUUUAGAUGUAGUGUUACUAUUUUAUUUUUUUUACCAUUGGUUAAACAUUAAUGGAAAACAAUUUGUUAAUUUUUAGUAGUGCCUUUUUCUCUAUAUGCCUUAAUUUUAUUUUAUAUUUCCAAUUCAAGUUAGCCUAACAAAAUGAUAAAUUUUCCAAAAUCACUAGGCCUCAAGAGUUCUUUUGGCCUUAGACUGUGUGUUGGCCCCUAUGCAUUUCUUAAUGCUUAUUUCCUCCUCCUACCCUUUCUACCUCCUCUUUAAAAAAAAAAAAAUGUUAGGAGAGAAACAGCAUUUAUCUGACUGCAAUCUCUACUAGACAUGAAUUCUUAAAAUAAGCAUAGGAAGGUAUUCUCAUUCUAAAAGACAUAGUAAUUGUUUUUUUUUUUUUUUUGGUUUAAUUACUUGAUAUUUCAAUCACAUUGGCACUGUCUGAGUUCUUUGUGUGUCAUGGUUCAGUUGUGAUAUUUAUAGCAGAACUAUGGUGGUUGGUUUUGCCCUAAAGAACUCCUUUAAAUGAUUUGGAAAUGUUGAGGCAGUGAGACUUAGGGCACUGAGCAAGAAAUCCAGCAAGAACUCAUUCUAACCCAUAGUGUUUAACAUUUUGACUAAUACUCUAGCUUACUCUUCAGUGAGUGAGUGAGUGAGUGAGUGAGUGAGUGUGUGUGUGUGUGUGUGUGUGUGUGUGUGUGUGUGUGUGUGUGUAGUGGGGGAGAGGUUUGGAGUCAGGGCAGGGAUAGGAAGGAAGGGAGGAAAGUUGUGGUUAUUCAGUUAGAUCUAUCUCUGUUCUGGGUAGAACGACUGAAAAAUGUUUGAGCUACUCAUGGGGUGAGAGCAGCCAUCAUAGAGUAGGCGCAACAGUACAUGUUCCGUAAGUAGCUAGUGCAAGUGAUGGCUUAAUACAGGUAUUUAUUGUAAAUUGCCAAGCUCUUAGUUGCUAAAAGUAGACUAAAAUUCAACUUGUGUGUUUGUGUGUGUAAUAAUGAGCUUAUAUAUAAUUCUUAAAUAGAAAGUAAUUGAUCUUAGAUAUUUCUUCAUGAACUUUUUGGAAUAGAAAUUCUGCCAGACAUUAUCUAAACAAGCUUCCUUAGCUUACCAAGUAUUCAAAAGGAAAUCUUAUACCUCUUUUUGGUUGGCUAGGGAAGGUGUGCUGUGAAGCCACUGUUCCUACUUCAUAGUCGUAUUUAAUGUUGCUUUGACUUUUGUCACAGUCUGGACAGUAUACCAUGACAGGUGUGGGAAGUGCCAGGGCCAUCCUUCUCUCCAUUCUUACCUUUCGGAGUGGGAGGUAAUAAUAAGCACUCAGAGGAACCUAGACAUUUCUUUUUUUCAGAGGUAGUGAGAGUGGUCAAGACUGAACUUCAGGAAGGCAAGGGAGGAGUCAUAGCUAUAGUAAAGAAAAGAAUAAAUUGUAUCCAUUGCCAGUAUACAAUCUCUCAUAAUUCUUCAUGCUUUUUGUAUUUGUGUAUUUUAAUUGACAGUCAUGGGGUAUUUUUAUUCCUAAGAGCAAAGGCAUUAAAUAAGUAAAUAUUCUUAGUCCCUCUGCCUUAUUUGAAUUCUGACUUAUUUGAAUCUUAGUCCGUAUUACCAGAAUCAUUUUAAACCAAAGUUUUUAUAUUCCCUGCACACAGCCAAAAUGAUUACUCCUGUUACAUCUGGCUAUGUGUAAGCUAAUAGUGUAUAAAUCUAAAGGAGAUACUAGUAGAAUUUGUGUGCCAGUGUAUCCUUCAAGAAAAAGGACAGGUGCUCAGUGUUGGCAUCUAGACAUGCAGAAUUCAACUCUUGUGGAGCUAUGUACAUAUUCGCAGACUUAAGCUUAUAUGUGUGCCAAUCUUAUUAAUGUCUCUUGACCACUGAUGCAUGUAGAUUCAUUAACAUCUGAUGCCUCAGUUGGUAUUUUCUUCUUAGUGUCUUAAUAUUUAUGAGCUUGUGAUUGACUUGAGGGGCAUUUCAGCAAUGCUGUGAAAAAAAGUAGGUUAUGAACUGAUGUCUGCUUUGUGCCAUAGACAUUUAGAACAUAAGGAAGUGUCUGCUCUUCAGUUCUUUAAAAUGUGCAGAAUUUGUCUCUAGCUAAGGAUUUUUUAAUCUUUUAAUGCCAGUUGAGAGUUAAGUUUAUGACUAUACUGAAAAGCACUUUUGUGUUCACUUAUUUAUGCUUUUUUAAAACUUUAAAAAAAACAUAUGUAACUAGUGAUUUUUAGCAUUACUUAGAAGGGAGAGAUAAGUAAUUACAUAUUAAAGUUUCUAUUAGAUACUUAGACUCCAGAAUGGAUUUGACAUGUUCUCAUUUUUCCAAAGACUCCCCCCAACCACCUGUAAUAAGGAAAGUAGACUGGUUGGAAACGUAGGAGCUGUUAAGUCUUACUGGCGAAAGAAAGUGGGCCAAACCCGUGCUAUAUACCCUUUACAAUUAAAACUCCAGUGGCUAGGGAUGAGAAUACUUCUUAAAGACAAACAGUUGUUUUAAUACUUAGUAAGUAAAAGGUUUACAUUUCUUCUAUUGCUGUUGGUUUUAAAAUUUACUAUACUGCAUUUUGAAAUACCCUUAAAAAGUUAAUACCAAAAAUACUUUUACUGUCUGACAUCUCGUAUAUUUCUUGUGGUUGUUUUUACUCAUUGUAAAUAAAAAUAAACUUGGAUAAAUUUGAAAAUAAACUUUGAACUUGCAAACUAUGAUUAUCAAUUUGUAAGUUUACCCUUUGACUUAAUGUGCAUUUUAAAAUGUAGCCAUUAAAUUCUUUAUAUUUAACACAUUAGUUUCUCUCAGUAAAUGUUUUUAAUCUCAGUUGAAUACUAGGCAGUUUAUGUACAAAGAUUUUUGUUUUAAUCCUAUCAAGGUUGACUUUUUUGCACAUUUUUGGAAAUGUUUAAUUUGUACACUGAUUUAUAUGACCAAUAAUUGUUGUGUGUCUGCGAAUCAUGAAUGCGUGCAUUGAACUACUGUCUGUGUCUCUGUUUGACCUUCUUUCCAGAUGUAGCCCUCAGUUACUGCACUGCUAUGACUGAGUUAAAGGGCCUUGCUUUUACAAAGUUACCUGUCUAUGGUUCUGUCUUUGUUGAAGAACUCAGGAGUUCAGUGUUGCUUCCUAAUUUUAUACUGUAUUCUGAAUCAGUUACUAAGUUUAAAGUAUUCUGUGUGUAUAAGGAAUGUGUGUGUAUUUGUGUGAAAAUGUCCUUUGUGUGUAGGCACAUGUAUAUAUCAGUAAAUUCUUAUUUUCAUUUCAUUUCUACACUUUUAUGAACUUAUUUUAUAAGGGUACUAUUUAGUUAGGAUAAUUAAAUAUAUAUAAAAGCUUUCUGAGAGAUUAUUUACUAUAUUGGAUAUAUUUUCAGCUGGCUGAUCAGAAUUAUUUUUUUAAUUUUGUUUUUAACCAUUCAAGAUGCAUUUGUAUUUCCAGAAUUGGAUACAGAUUUUACUUAGAGCUCAGUUAAUAUACUCUUAAAGGAAAAGCUUUGAAGAGGGAGGUAGGUUUUAAGCAGUAGCAAAACACACUGUCCACUAACAUGACCUUUGGCAUCUCAGAGCUAUUAUGAGAAACUAAACUGUCUUGGAGAGAUGUCAAGCUUUUUAUAUCUCCAUUUGCUUUAGGCCUGUCCUAUCUUUAAUUUUGAAUAUAUUUCCUUUAUUGCCAAAGUUUUCAAACUUUAGUUUUUCCCUUAUCUGGCAAGGUCAGACUGGGUUUAAGAAACAAUACAUUGGCAUAUUGUGAUUCUUUAUAAUUGACUGCCAAUUGGGUUAGGAAUAUCCAAACGUACACUGUGUGUUUAUAUUGUACUAUGUGUUUUAAGCAACUGGCAGAAAAAGAGUUGGAAGUUUGGUUUCCAAUCUGACAGUGUUACUGUAUUUAAUGAAAACCUUGUUUUUAAUAUGUGGUAUCAUGUAAAAUUAUUUGUAUUAGGAAUAAAGUCCACUGUUGAAGUUGAGUAUCACUAAGUUUAUUAUGUUAAAGAGAACCUUUGUGAUUAGAACCUACCAGAAGCCAGAAACAGUGUGGUAUGUGCUACAUUUCAUGCACAUUUAGGAUUUGUGUUUCAUUCAAAAUUGUGCUUGUAAAAAAAAAUGUGUAAAUUCCUGACUUUUAUAAUUUCUAUGUAUUUUUUUUUGCUGGUAAAUAGCUUUUUAAAAAUUUUAAUAUAAAUAAACCAUGUUUAUAUUUUGUUAGUGAUCAAUGACUUUGUAUGGCAGUUUGUAUAUCAUUGACACAUCUUUGUUUAGAUUUAUUGUGCAUGAAGGCCUGUGAUAAUUAGCACAGUGAAACAUACUUUUUCUUCCAUGUUCAUUUUUUGAAAAGAUUGUGAUGCAGAGGCUCACUCUAACCUGGACUAUGGAAUGAAUAUAAAUGAAUGGCACUUUGAGUGUUAAUAAAGCUGGUAUUUAUUUCCACUGUGA
Molecule: messenger RNA, 10827 nt
Organism: Nannospalax galili (Upper Galilee mountains blind mole rat)
Lineage: Eukaryota; Metazoa; Chordata; Mammalia; Rodentia; Spalacidae
Gene: Map3k2
Product: mitogen-activated protein kinase kinase kinase 2
Exons: 17
Coding region: 204-2063 (619 amino acids)
Biological process (GO): protein phosphorylation
Molecular function (GO): protein kinase activity; ATP binding; protein binding
Source: RefSeq, a predicted model, not a curated record